This is a messenger RNA of Ascoidea rubescens DSM 1968, 1641 nucleotides long. RefSeq lists its product as uncharacterized. The record is from RefSeq and is a predicted model, not a curated record. Gene Ontology annotation, molecular function: amino acid transmembrane transporter activity. Gene Ontology annotation, biological process: amino acid transmembrane transport. NCBI's taxonomy places the organism in Eukaryota, Fungi, Ascomycota, Saccharomycetes, Ascoideales, Ascoideaceae. The coding region runs from base 1 to 1641 and encodes 546 amino acids. Gene Ontology annotation, cellular component: membrane. The transcript has a single exon.
AUGUUAAAACAAACCGUUCAAUUCAAUGGUUUUGAAGAAAGAUAUGAUCCUGAUAGAUAUGGCAACAUUAAAAGAGGUUUGAAUUUAAGACAUGUUAGUUUAAUGACAAUUGGUUCCUGUAUCGGUUCAUCUCUAUUUGUUGGUCUUGCCAUUCCUUUAAUUAGAUACGGUUCUCUUUCAUUGUUUUUAGCUUUUAUAACAUGGGCCUUCCUUGAUAUGUGGCCAUUAAUGCAAUGCGCAACUGAAAUGGCUGUUUGGCUCCCCAUUAAAGGUUCCUUUUUCCAUUUUGCUGGAAGAUUUGUUGAUCCUGCUCUUGGUUUUGCUUGUGGAAUCAUUUAUGCUUACUCAACUGCCAUGUAUGUCUGUGUUGAAUUAGUUGCAAUGGGUAGUUUAGUUCGUUAUUGGGAAUCUGCAAAUAUCCCAACUUGGUCUUUUAUCUUUCUUGGAUUAGUACUCUAUAUUAUUUGCAACAUCUUUGCAGUCAACUGGUUUGGUGAGAUCGAAUUUGUUGGUUGCAUGUUUAAAAUUCUUUUGAUCAUUGGCUUGAUGAUGUUUUCAUUCUUAAGUAUGUGUGGUGCUAAUCCCAAAGGUGAUGCCUAUGGGUUUAGCAAUUGGUCAAAAGGUGGUUUAUUUAAACCAUAUCUCGAGGAGGGAGAUCUUGGUAAGUUUAUUGGCUUUUGGAACGUCUUUGUUUAUUCAGCUUUCUCCUCUGGUGGUCCAGAAUUUAUUUUAAUUAUUGCUGGAGAAAUUGAAAGACCAAGAAGAUCCAUUCCCGUUGCCGGCAGAAAUGCAUUUUUCAGAAUUUAUCUCUUUUAUAUUGGUGGUAUUUUUUUCAUGAAUUGUAUUUGUGCAUCAAAUGACCCAAACUUAUUAGAAGCUGUUGGUGCUAGCAAAAUUGGUGCCGGUGCUUCUCCAUGGGUCAUUGGUAUUGAAAAUGCAGGUGUUAGAGGGUUUUCUUCAUUAAUUAAUGCUAUUAUUAUCACCUCAGUUUGGUCUUGUGGUAAUGCAGCCUUUUAUUCAUCUACAAGAUGUUUAUACUCGCUUUCAUUAGUAGGAUAUAUUCCAAGAAUCUUUUCAAUGUGUUUAAAAAAUGGUUCCCCAAUCUUUUGUGUUGCAAUCACUGCACUUAUCUCCUGUCUUUCAUUUUUAAGUUGCUCAACUUCUUCUCAAAAGAUCUAUAUAUGGUUUAUUACCAUUACAACAUCCUGUGUUUUAAUGGUUCAUAGUACAGUCUUUCUUUCUUAUAUAUGCUUUAGGAAAAGUAUGAAGGUUCAAGGAUAUAGAAAUCAUUACUAUCAAACUCCUUUCAAAUUACAACCAUAUUGUGCUUAUACCGGUUUAAUUCUUUGUAUAGUGACACUUUUAUUCAAUGGUGCAUACAUUUUCUGGCCAGGUAAUUUUUCUGUUCAAAAUUUGUUCGUUUGUUAUUUUUCUCCAGUUGCAUUCAUUAUCCUUUAUUUGUUUUGGAAAAUUUUAAAGAAAACUAAAAUCCACACAUCAAGAGAAGCCGAUAUUAUAACAGGAAAGUUACAAAUAGACAGAGAAGAAGAAAUUGAAGAAGCAUAUUUCUCAGCUUUGGAGAAGAAGGAUGGCGUUCUACGCAAAUUCUUCCGUUUUAUUGAAAAAUUAAUCUAUAAAUAA